Messenger RNA from Fusarium redolens, 1809 nucleotides. RefSeq lists its product as uncharacterized. The coding region runs from base 1 to 1809 and encodes 602 amino acids. Gene Ontology annotation, molecular function: NADP binding; N,N-dimethylaniline monooxygenase activity; flavin adenine dinucleotide binding. The record is from RefSeq and is a predicted model, not a curated record. NCBI's taxonomy places the organism in Eukaryota, Fungi, Ascomycota, Sordariomycetes, Hypocreales, Nectriaceae. The transcript has 6 exons.
AUGUCGGCCGAACAACAGCAAAAGCCGAAUCAUAUCCGUUGCACGAUCAUCGGAGCUGGAGUGUCUGGUAUUCUAAUGGCAUACAAGCUAAGGCAGCAUCUCAAUGACUAUGUUGACUUUCGGAUCUUCGAAAAAUCGCCAGAUCUCGGAGGAACGUGGUUCGAGAACAAGUAUCCCGGCUGCGCCUGCGACGUCCCAAGCCAUUGCUAUCAAUAUUCCUUUGCUCCAAACCCUUCUUGGUCCAAAUUCUACGCAUCAUCUGAUGAGAUACAGGGUUAUCUAAAGGGAGUUGCUCGGCACUUCAAUCUCGAGCGGUAUAUAUCCUUCAACACCAAGGUGAUCUCAGCACGCUGGUCCGAAAAUGAGAGUACCUGGACUGUACAGUUGGAAGAUGGGUCUCUGAUCACAUCGGAGAUACUGGUCAAUGCUGGCGGUAUACUCAAUCAUCCUCAGAUUCCGAACAUUGAGGGGCUCUCCGACUUUACUGGUCCGUUACUGCAUACAGCAUCAUGGGAUCAUUCGAUUGACCUCCGAAAUAAACGGGUUGGCGUAAUCGGCGCCGGAGCCAGUUCGAUCCAAUUAGUCCCCUCGAUUCAGCCUCUGGUUCAAGACAUGAAAGUAUUUAUCCGCACGCCUUCCUGGAUUGCACCGCCAGUAGCUCUGCCCGACCCCAAUGCGACGAACUACACUUACAGCACAGAAGAGAAGACUAUUUUCGAGGUAAAGAAGGACAUAUAUCUUGGUACCAGAAAGGGAUUGGAGGAUCAGUUCAACGGAAUGUUUCGAAUCUUCCUCAAGUCGAGCCCAGAGCAGAAGAGAACACGUGCCAUGUUCGAGUCCCGCAUGAGACAGCUGAUCCCUGAUAAAGACCUCCAGAAGAAGCUGAUACCUCCAUUCGAGGCGGGUUGCCGGAGAAUCAACCCCGGAGAGGGCUUCCUUACCGCUUUGCAAAAGCCAAACGUCGAGCCAGUCUUCGACUCGAUCGACAGAGUGACUCAAGGUGGCAUCGUGGCUGGUGAGAAGGAGUAUCAAGUUGAUGUGCUUGUGGCGGCUACAGGAUUCAACACGACCUUCAGACCUCGUUUUCCAAUAAUUGGUCGGAAUGGUAUCAACCUUCAAGAUUUAUGGCAAGAAGAUCCAGCAUCCUAUUUGGGCGUAGGUGUUGCGGGCUUUCCCAAUUACCUCAUUUUUUUGGGACCAAACACUCCAAUCUCGAAUGGAAGCUUGAUGGGUUCUGUGGAAGCGACCGCUGACUACUUCAUUCGUAUCCUUCACAAAAUGAUUCGCCAGCGUGUCAAGUCCUUCGAAGUGCGAGUUGAUGCUCAAAACGACUUCAAUACUCACACCCAGAAGGUUAUGCAGGACAUGGUAUGGACUGGGACAUGUCGAAGUUGGUACAAACAAGGAACAAACGGAAAGGUGACCGGACUCUGGCCAGGUAGCUCUCUUCAUUACAUCCAGGUACUGGCAGAAGAUCGCUGGGAGGAUUAUGAAUGGACCCAUGAGUCGGGGAGGUAUAGCUAUUGGGGUCAUGGACUGUCGUGGAUUGAGGAACCUGAUCUGGACCCAUUGGGCGCAACAAAGCAGGAUAUGGUUGAGGCAAUGACAACGCUGCCAAAGAAGGACUCUGACUUGAGCUUUUAUUUGUGGGAGAGCAGUCCUUUACCGGAAAGUAGUUUUGCAGAUGGGCUCUCGGAGGAGAGAGUGCAAGAUGGUGGGCACUUGGCAUGGAAGGAAGCCUUGCAUGCCACUACGACUUCGGAUGUUGAUAAACAUGCUACGGUAGCUUGCAUCACUGUGCCUGUUUAA